This is a messenger RNA of Lottia gigantea (owl limpet), 213 nucleotides long. RefSeq lists its product as hypothetical. The transcript has a single exon. The annotation marks the transcript as partial. The record is from RefSeq and is a predicted model, not a curated record. Lineage: Eukaryota; Metazoa; Mollusca; Gastropoda; Lottiidae. Gene Ontology annotation, molecular function: protein binding.
UGUAAUUGUGGACCGGGAAAGUAUGUAAAAACAAAAUGUACUUCUACCCAGCAUGCAGUUUGUGAACCAUGUGCUGUUGGUGCCUAUAGUAGUGGUACCAACAAAGAUAGUUAUUGCACUGAUUGUACCCACGUUCACUGUCCUUCUCAAGCCUUUUUUAAGUCAAAAUGUACCCCGAAAGCUGACAGUGUUUGUGAAUGUAAUGAAGGUUAC